This is a messenger RNA of Cydia strobilella, 6121 nucleotides long. RefSeq names its product protein ECT2 (gene pbl). Lineage: Eukaryota; Metazoa; Arthropoda; Insecta; Lepidoptera; Tortricidae. The transcript has 21 exons. The record is from RefSeq and is a predicted model, not a curated record. The coding region runs from base 330 to 4580 and encodes 1416 amino acids. Gene Ontology annotation, molecular function: guanyl-nucleotide exchange factor activity; GTPase activator activity. Gene Ontology annotation, cellular component: cell cortex; nucleus. Gene Ontology annotation, biological process: activation of GTPase activity; nervous system development; mitotic cytokinesis.
UACCUAUCGGUUCUUGUCCUAUCUGUUUCAUCAAGUCAAGUUCAAUUUUAUUCUCAUAGUUCAGUGCUGGAAUAUUGAGAUGUGUUUGAAAUGGAUAAAACUGGUUCUAUUCGAAAAAGACUGAUUAUCACGUAAUAUACAUUGUGAUAUAACAUGUGUUAUUAGGUUAUUAUAAUUGGUGUUGUAAAUGAUUGAUGUAACAAACCAGUGUUCAGCAAGAUGGACGAAUUGUCUAAGGGCAUGACACAAACAGGAAGCGCCGCUAUAACUGAAGAAAUUGAACAUAAUAAUGAUGGCGUAAAGCGUAGUCCACGGCUCGCACGCCAACUAUGCUAGCGUUGGUUGAUCAACUGCGGGCAUACUUUGGUGGAGGAUGCUCUCCAUGGCCAGUAGUGUAUGUGAGCGAGUCGUGCCUGGAGUGCGAGCGCGUGCGCGACGCGUGCGAGCGGCUGGGCCCGGUGCAGCCGGCGCCGGCGCCCGACGCGCUGCCGCAGCCGCCGCAGCCGCUCUCCUACUUCGUCACCAAACCCUUCGAGGGAGAACUCUUCGAUGCAGCACAUAGAGCCAAAUACAGGGUCCUGGGCCCGACCGCGGUGCUGCAGCUCGCAGAGCGCGAGGAGCCGCCGCCGUCCAACGCGCGUCCGCUCUACUCGCUCGCCAUGCGCGGCGCGGUCAUAUGCUUUUCCGGCUUCCGAAAAAAAGAUGAACUCACGUACCUGAUAACGCUUAUACACUAUAUGGGAGGGUCGAUCCGCAAAGACAUGUCGAGCAAAGUGACGCAUCUGAUCGCGGCGGCCGCCACGGGCGACAAGUACCGGUACGCGUCGGGCUUCGGGCUGCCCGUGCUGGCGCGCUCCUGGGUCGACGAGUGCUGGCGCCGGCGCGACGACCCUACCUGCCUUGCUACGCAUGACGCCGUUAUAAAUGAGCACAAAUUGAAAGUGUUCGCGGGCGCGCGCGUGUGCUUCGUGGGGUUCCCCGAGGACGAGACGCAGCACAUGGGCGACGUGCUCGCCAGCAACGGCGGCGCCGCCUGCCCGCUCGACGACCCCGACUGCACGCACGUCGUAAUGGCCAAUGGGGAGACUUUCGGUCGUUCGCUUAUCCUAUCACCCCAACCCAGUACUCCUAACAUUACCUCGAAGCCCUCUCGUGCAUCACUCAACUCUCAGAGUACUCCGAAGAGCUCAAUUUACCGUAGACUUUCGGCGCGGCUAUCGGGGCGGCGCGCCAGCGGCACGCCAACCAAGCCCGGCGCCGAGCCGUCCGACGAGGCUGAGCGCCGCCCGCAACUCGCGCGCGCACAGCUCCGAGCUGGCCGCGACUGUCCGGACUCCGACACUGCCGCUUACUCGACCAGACUCGAGUCAAGUCAAGUACACCCUGUUGCCGAUACUAACUCCGAUACCUCGCCACAUAUGCACAACAAAGAGAACAAGCAUGCGUCGCAAACGAUACAAGGCGCAGUCAGAUUGAACGCCAAAGAUAAGAGAGAGGUGUUUAGAAAUAAGUCAAUUAACAUGUUUAAUCUAGUAGAUUGCCUCACGGAGGCGGGGUCUCUACAUUCUUCUCUUACAAAGAGUUUAUGUGACUUAGAUUGUAAGGAAGAACCCACUUUUUUACUUCCUAUUUCUACAGGAAGCAAAGAGUUGCAGCAUUCGACAACUACAAUCAGUUCUGGGAAAAAGAGAAGUCGAAAUUCCACAGAUUCCAGUUUUCAAGUGAGCCCCGUCGACGCCAACCUUUCUCCGGAUAAGUGCGAAGAUAGCCAUUGGAAAUCUAUUAAGAGGCUUAAAAUAAAAGAUUCAUUUAAGUUUAAAAAUCGACCUACAAUUUUCAAACGUACAAAAAAAGAUUCAGUAUCCAAAACGACAGGCGACAUUAGUAUAGAACCAGUAAGUCCGGAUAGUGUAAAACCAACUGACCCUGCAGGCGAAUUCAUUGCGUCCACUUCAUCACCCAGCAGAGAGGAUGAUAACACGUCCAUCUGCUCUAUAAACACUAGUAAGCAAUCCGGCUUCUUUGAUAUUUCGUUCGCAUCAAUACGCAGUUCAAAAACAGUUAAAUCAGCAUCAAAGUUACGGAGGAGCGUCAAGUCAUUCACUGCAUCCUUUAGAAGUGAGAGAAAAAAGAAAUACGAGAAAAGGCCUGAACGACAUACUGUAGAAGUAAGCGCUUGCGACCUCGUAAAUUAUGUAUCGACACCAAAUAAAGAUAUCGACGAUAUGAACUUAGAUAUAUCUCCUGUCCAAGUAGACACAAUAGAUAGCACGGACAUGACAAACCACGUAAAAAACGACGUAGAUGUCGACGAACUAGACGAAUCAGUGACAUUUAAAACGCCACAGAGCGUAGGGCUGCGCGCACAUAGGCACUCCAUCUGUGGCGCACCCGAACUGCGCCCCGCGAGCGUCUCCUCCCAUGCCUCCUCCAGCUCCGGUCCUGCGCCCUUACCGGUUCCUGUUUCCGCUCCUCUUACUUCUCGACCCCUCCACGACCAGCUGCCGCUCGCCUCGACGCCUCCCAUCCGUGACGUCCGCGCCAUAUCGCAAUGCCAUGGAAUAUCGUUGCCGGUGGUCGAUGAACACAACACAGCUGUCGCGCCGGAAUGUUCGCCGCGCGUGCACGUUGUCAAAGCCGAAUGGUUCUGGGCUUCAGUACAGAAUGAAGAAGCGCAGGAUGAAAGGGAUUACCUUUUUAAAGAUUACCUGGACGAAGUGUCUCGGAGGUCGUCUGUGGGUGGCGUGGGCGGCGCGAGCGGCGGCGCGGGCGGCGGCGGUGCGGACGAGGUGGGCGUCGCGGCGGGCGCGGCGGGCAGCACGCCGGCGCACCUGCAUCGCCAGCGCAAGCGCAAGCUGCGCGGCGGGGAUGCCGCGCUGCAGAAGCGACGCUCGUCGCUCAGCGACACGGUGCUUAGCCUUUCCGGCAACAUGCUGCUCGACUACACGCCCUCACCCGACAGCAAACAGUUGCUAGAAGAAUCUGAAGUGCCUGACAAUGUAGUUCGGAAACUAAUGUCCCCUAGGCAACAAGUGUUUAUGGAACUUCUUCAAACAGAAUCCAAUUAUGUUGGGAUUUUGCAUACAAUUGUAACUAUGUUUAAGCAACCUUUGGAGGACAUGGCUGAAGAGGACAAUAGCAAUGGCAAAAUGGCAUUGCUUAACAAUACAGAACUAAAAAUUAUAUUUGGAAAUUUACCACCCAUAUAUGAACUCCACCAGGGAAUGCUGGAGGAGCUGCGCUACACGCAGGCGCACUGGAGCGAGGAGGUGAGCAUCGGCCGCCUCAUGCUCAAGUACACGCCGGACAUGGUCAAGGCGUACCCGCCCUUCGUCAACUUCUUCGAGAACACCAAGGAAAUGCUGCAACAGUGCGACCGUGAGAACCCUAGAUUUCAUGCAUUCUUGAAAAUUUGUCAGACCAAACCAGAGUGUGGCAGGCAAAGUUUACAAGAACUUUUAAUAAGACCAGUUCAGCGAUUACCCAGUAUUAGAUUACUACUUGACGAUAUCCUUAAACACACGCACAAGAACAACCCGGACCACGGCGCGCUGGUGGCGGCGCUCGCGGGGCUGCGGGAGGUCAUGUCGCACAUCAACGAGGACAAGCGCAAGACGGAGGGCCAGCUGCAGAUGUUCGACAUCUACAACGACAUUGACCAGUGUCCGGCGCAUUUGGUAUCAUCGCAUCGAUCGUUCAUAGCUCGCUGCGAAGUAGUCGAACUAUCGAAAGAGCUUUCCGGUCGAGGUGAUCAUCUCGUACUGUUCCUAUUUACUGACACGAUGGAAGUUUGCAAGAAACGAUCAAAAGCCUUCAACAGUAAGAGUCCGACGAACGGUACGAGUACGAUGCGAAUAGGCUCGAGCAAGCCGUACAGGCACAUCUCCCUUAUGCCGCUGAGCACCGUAAAGCGCGUCGUCGACAUUCGGGAGGCAGAAGAUUGUCACAAUGUGUUCGCGCUGAUGUGCCGGAGCAACCAGGAGCUGAAGGAGAAGCUGUACUCGUUCAUGAUCACAGACGACGCGGUUGACAAGUCGCACUUCCUGCGCCAAUUGUGCCGGCAGAUGGCUAAUACUGUCUGCAAAGCUGACGCUGACAAGUUCCUGGCGACGCUGGAGUCGCAUCAGCUCGACAUCGACACCAGUGACCUGGCCCUCAGCACGCUUUCCAAAGUCACCAAAUUCGCCGCCCGCACCAGGAUAAAGCUGGAGACGCUGGCCGGGCUGGGCGGCUGGCUGCGCGAGCCGGGCGGGCCGGGCGGGCUGCUAGACACAUGGGUAUUGCGCGCUCACUUACUCGCACAGGUGGGCCGCGCGUUGUCAUUCAACAAGACGCCGUCGAAGUUGAAGCGCGCCAUGUCGUCCAUGAUCUCGCCCUUCGGCUCGCAGGCCAACCUCACACCCGCCUCGCAGCUCGCGCAGAUGCGCCUCGCGAGCUGCAAUAACAUCAACGAGAUGGGCACGGGCAGCGGCGCAGGCGGCGGCGGGGAGGGCGGCGGCGAGGUGCUGGUGGCGCCGCUCUCGGUGCAGCCGACGCGGAAGGCAGCGGCCGGCGCGGCGGCCGCGCUGCGUCGCUUCUGACGGCGCACCUCGCGCCGUGCCUGACUCGCGCCUCGCGCCCGACCCGCUUCCGGCUCCGGCUUCUAAAUGUUGUUGAACUCGCCGCCCGUACGGCAAGCACCCACCCACCUGCACGCGGUUCACACGUCAUAAUGCUGACGGUGGGCGAGGCGAGAACUAAAUACGCCACGCCAGAACAUUACGAAAUUUAUCUGCCAUAUUAUAAGAUAAUUUGGUAUACAUACGUGCAGCUAAAUCAUAUGACAAUUUUUACUGUUAACUAUGAAACACUACUUACUGUCACUAUGUGUCAUGUUUUUUUAUCAGGAGAUUAAAUCGGUGAAUUGCUGAUCAACUCUUCAAAUUGAUAAAGUAACGCAUCUCUGCCGUCUUCGUUUUAUAAGACCUGCUUACUCUAUGGAUCGGCUUCAUAGUGUUAACGAACUUAUGUAGCGUUAGUCGCUUGAUGUCCAACAUGUUACCUUGCGUCUUGUGCCAAAUUCACACUAAUGUUUAUUUAGAAGUGAGUUGUUAAGAAAAUAUUUAUUUACUAUUUUGGCAAUAAAAAAACUGCGGUGUUGCUUUAGAAGCUUAUUACCAGUGCUAAAAUUAAAUUGAGGCAAUAACGUCUCAAUUCAAUGGAGAUAAUAAUAAUGUAGGAUGUGAGGCGUUUUGUUAGUGUGUGGCACAAGUGCUAGGUGCUCGCGUCGGAAUCAGUGACAUAUCGGAACCUAAAAUGUAGUUCGUGAUUUUAAUCAUAUUUCGAAUUUUAACAAAAUUUUCAUUUUAAUCGUUGAUUUUCAAUGUUAAAAAGUCCAGUGCUAUUUGAAAUAAUGUAAAGGAACAGCAGGGAUGUGGCAAUGAAAAUGUUUAAUAAUAUUUAUAGAUCGGACGAGACUAUGAAAGAGUGCUUGGAGUGCCUUUGUAAUGUAAUAUGAGCGAAUUGAAAUGAUAGCGCGGGUUUUAUAUAGCAGAGUAUUUGGUAGUAUUACUGUAUAACUUGUCACAAAGUGCGGCCUGUAUAGAAAUCGAAUACUAGAAGUAGUUGAAUCGAAAAGUAUUUUUGUUAUAUUAUAACCAGUCGGGUUGGCUAUUUGCACUCGCCUGGUGCUCUUAUUUAUUGCAGGUAUACAAUACUGAUUGGGGUCAGUUUAGUUCUGAGUGAACAAAUCGAAUAUUUUACUUCGUAUUCGUUUUCGGAGGUUUAGUUUGUUCAAAAUAAUUUGUACAUAUCGUGAUAUUUUUAAUAUUAUCGUGAAAUAGGCAUUUGAUUUUAAGUAGUAAUAAUAUAUAAUAUGAUAUUAGUCAGCAAAAAUAGGUCGGCAGCGGUCGCCCCCUCGCGGCGGCGGCACGCCCGAGCCCGACCGCCACGAGCCUCCUUCUUUACCUACUAUUUCAUCUAAGUACCUACCUACUACUUAUUAUCUUAAGUUUUAUGAAGAGUCUCACUAAGGCUAUCAUCUUAUCAACAGUGUGUGUACGGCGUAAUAGAUUGUACAAAGAUCUAUAUUUAUAAUUAUAUUUAAAUGAUUGAUAAAAUAAACAUUUAUUUUCAGUGAAAA